GCUCACACUACAUUCUCCCACUGCCUCUUUGCCUUCGAGAGCAUGGGGUAGGCAAAGAGGCAAGUCUGUCUGACUCCAGAGGCACUGAAGUACUUGUAUGGAUCUGUUUUUUGGAGCACACCAUGCUUACAUUGAUGAGCUUCAAUCCUUUAUCCUGGUGAACCAUUCUAGACAAGAAACACGGACUAACUAAAUGCAGUUUUUCUAAUGUAGAGUUUGCUUUCAAUCAUGCCAACCUAAGGUAAUUCAAGGAAGCUUGGAGAACUUUGAGAAGAAGUUCCAAGAAGAUCUGCAACAGGAGUGUUGCAGAGCACAUCUCUGGCAGUAAUGGGCACAGAAAAACAAAACUGUACUGAAAGUCUGAGCGUGGAGCAGAACGGUGGCCCAACCAUCAGCGCGAUGAUGUUCGCAGCUGGAGUUCUCGGGAACCUGGUUGCAUUGGUUCUUCUGGAGUUCCGCAGGAGGAAAGAGAAGAACCGGCAGAGACAGUCUCUGUUCCAUUUGCUGGUGACCACGCUGGUCAUUACGGAUCUAAUGGGAACCUGCUUGAUCAGUCCCCUGGUGCAGACUGCAUACUUAACCAACACCACACUGGUCGGGCUGAGCGAGACUCGUGCAGUGUGUGAAUAUUUCGGAUUUGCCAUGACUUUCUUCAGUCUGGCGACGCUCUCCAUCCUCCUCGCCAUGGCACUGGAGAGGUGCCUCUCCAUCGGGUACCCGUACCACUACGGGAGGCACGUCACCAAACGCUGCGGAUACAUCACCAUCCCUUGCAUUUAUCUAGUCUGCUUUUUAUUUUGCUUAAUGCCGUUUGCAGGCUUUGGGAAAUAUGUGCAAUACUGUCCCGGGACUUGGUGUUUUAUUGCCAUGAAUCCAGAGGGGACUGAGGACCGGGCGUAUGCCAACGUUUAUGCCACUGCAAUGCUGCUCAUCAUUAUAGUUAUAGUGGCAUGCAACUGUUUUGUAGUUUACCAUCUGGUGUUAAUGUACCGGAGGCGCAAAAUGAACCGAGGAUCAGUGCAGACCCGGAGUAAAAGGGACAGGAGGUACUUCUCAUGGGCAGAGGAGGUGGAACAUCUCAUUCUCCUGGUCUUCAUGACAGUCAUAUUUGUCAUUUGUUCCCUGCCAUUAAUGAUCCGCGUGUACAUCAACUCCAUGGGAAAGCCUAGAGGCAGCAACAAGACUGAUCUCAUAGCUCUGCGAUUCCUCUCGGUAAACUCCAUCAUCGACCCCUGGGUCUUCAUCAUCCUCAGCCCCUCGGUUCUGCGCUUCCUGUGGGGGGCACUGUGCAAGACCAGCUUCAUACCCUCCAGAAACUCCCUGUUCAAAACGUCCAUUUCCAAAAACCCAGCGGGCCAAAUCGAGCUGUACCAACCCACUUCCACCUCUGUGGAGAACACACUCCUCAACAAGUCAACCAUUCAGAUGAUCUGACGUGAUGAGGACAGUAUUUAUGGACUAGACGGAUCCAUCUAAAAAUCAAUAUGCUUUGGAAGACAAGGUUAUGAUUAAGUUCUUUGAUAGCAUUCUCUAUCUAUCUAUCUAUCUAUAUAUCUAUCUAUCUAUCUAUCUAUCUAUCUAUCUAUCUAUCUAUCUAUCUAUCUAUCUAUCUAUCUAUCUAUCUAUCUAUCUACCUAUCUAUCAUUCUAUCGCUCUAUCUAUGGUUCUGUCUAUCUAAGAACAUCUUAAGUGAUUCGUCUGCUAUUAGAAAGGGCGAUCUGGUUUGUUUGUUGAUCUAAAAACAGAUUUAGAAACCCCCUGAGGCCGUUUAACUGAGUGAGAUAAAGCCAACUCUGAGGUCAAAGGUAUAAGUUAUGUUCCCCAACCACUACAAUAAUUGUUUUGAGACCGAGGGCCCUGUUAACUGCGAUCUCCAGAAGAACUUGAAAAAUGUUCAAGGCAUGUUUAGCGUGCAUUCAAAAAAUGCUUUAUGUCAAACAGAAAUCAAGAUUAUUUUUCUUACCCCAUUGGCAGAUUAUUUUGCUUGUUUCAAGCAAAAACUCACUUAAUUUUGACUAGUUUUUUCUGAAAACAAGACAAUAAUUUUUACUUGUAUAGAAAAUCCUUCUUGAUUUAAGAAUUUUUAGAUAUUUUGGUUGGAAACAAGACAAAAAAUCUAAGUAAGAAAAGCAUUUUUUGAAGCGUGGAGGAUAUUCCAGUUUGGAAGAGGUUAUUCUCUGUUUGGACUGUCUGAAGACAGAUGAACCAUCCUGAAGCUGCAAUUCCACAAUCAAUGCUCACCCAGGGUCGUGCUUUCAAACAGGUCACAGGUUAAAUGACGUGUUGUCCCAUACAGUAUGUCACUUUGAACACUUUUUGUUGUCAGUUGAAUCAUGUGAUGAGGUUUCCUGCAUUUCAAGUCAAGCAGUUCUUCAUGUGUUACAUAUGAAAGCUGCCUGCUUGUAUUUAUAUUAUCAACAUAUUUAUUGCGCUUUAAUUUAUGUUGAUACAACAGUAAGUUAGUGACAUAUAUGUGUCUUCAUACAUAUGUAGGCUGACAUGAUUCAGUGGUAAUUAGUCAUUUCUUUCAUGUGAGAGAUUCUUAUUGUACAUAUAUAAUUGUACAUAAUUAGUAUAAGCAUAUAAGCAUGACGACAUGCGUGGUGCCGUUCAGUAGCUACAGACCUAUUCUUUGUGUCAAGACGGUGCCUUUGAAGCUCUUGAAUGUACUUGUGAAAUAAUGUGACUCGUGAUGUCUAUGCAUGUAAUUUAUGUUGUGAAAUUGUCUGUUAAACGUAAUCACAUCAUAUCCGUCCUAAUGCACUGCGAAAAGGAGAUAAUCACUAAGAUAUCAGAGUCUGAAGCAGGAUUGUAUGUGAUUUUAAAUUCCAAUUCCAGUUCCUGAAUUUGAAUUAUGAAAGCAAACAGAAUGCAGACUGCAUUUUGGGUUUGAAUGUAAGGGAGUAGAAUUAAAAUGAAUACAAAUAAAUCAUAACCAUGACUGAAUAUUUUUUACUAGAAAAGCAAUGUUAGUCAAGACAAAAUCUGAGUGUUGGCUUGACAGCUUUGAAAAAAAAAAAAAAAAUCAUAUUCCAACUAUUGAACAUAUUGAACUGAAAGUGGGACAAUUCUUUAAUUCUGAAUUUUGCCCAAACCUGUUCAGGACUCACACCUCUUAAUAAAGAAAGAAAUAAAGCAUGCAUACACUCCCUGAGCCCAUUAAUAAGUAUGCAAACACUCAAAUGUUUGUCUAGUGCAUUGCUUGUACAGCAUGGUCCUGUUGUACAUAUUUACUGUUCUUGCAUUACAGUGCAGUGAUAAACCACAGGACACAG
Molecule: messenger RNA, 3275 nt
Organism: Onychostoma macrolepis
Lineage: Eukaryota; Metazoa; Chordata; Actinopteri; Cypriniformes; Cyprinidae
Gene: ptger2a
Product: prostaglandin E receptor 2a (subtype EP2)
Exons: 2
Coding region: 328-1434 (368 amino acids)
Biological process (GO): inflammatory response; adenylate cyclase-activating G protein-coupled receptor signaling pathway; cellular response to prostaglandin E stimulus
Cellular component (GO): plasma membrane
Molecular function (GO): prostaglandin E receptor activity
Source: RefSeq, a predicted model, not a curated record